UGAUUUCACUCCUUCCAACCUGCUAAUGCAUAUUCCAGUAAAACUUACUCUCCAGUUUUUGCCUCUGUCUCUCCUCCCAGGGAAUCUCUCCAAAAAUGUUUCUGAGGAUGACUCGAGCAGCCCCAGCCUCAGCACAUCCUGCUCUUUCCUGUUUCUUCUUAAGUCUUUGUUCAGAGACCUUGGAUCCUCACGCAAAGCAAGCCGUAGCCUCUGUGAGCUCACCACACUGCUCCAAGUGCCAGUGGGAAGGAGAUCCCCUCCCACUUGGGGCUGCCUGAGCCCAACCCUCCCACUUUCUCCAGGGUCCCUGGGCUCUGCAAGCAGUCAGAAGUGGGAGCUACAGCCCAGCCCGGGACUGAAGAGGUUAAUGUGCAUCUGCCUCCGAAUGUUAAUGUGUCUAGGUGAUGUCAGUGGGAGCCGGGAAGGAGGGAGUGGGGAGGGCAGUUGGGUUCGGAGGCGGCACAGGCUGCCAGGCUGCUGAGGAAGACCCCCUUCCUGACUGCGGGUCUGCGGGGCUUGUGCUCCGGGACAAGGCGGGUGCUGGAGGCUGCCGCAGCCUGCGUGGGUGGCCAAGACCUCAACUCGAGGGAGCAGGCGACUGGCAACCAGCACCGACUGGAUGGACCUGGAAGCCUCCCUGCUGCCCACUGGCCCCAAUGCCAGCAACACCUCUGAUGGCCCGGCUAACCUCACCUCAGCAGGGCCACCUCCUCGCACUGGGAGUGUCUCCUACAUCAACAUCAUCAUGCCUUCCGUUUUCGGCAUCAUCUGCCUCCUGGGCAUCGUCGGGAACUCCACGGUCAUCUUCGCUGUCGUGAAGAAGUCCAAGCUGCACUGGUGCAGCAACGUCCCCGACAUCUUUAUCAUCAACCUGUCAGUGGUGGACCUCCUUUUCCUUCUGGGCAUGCCCUUCAUGAUCCACCAGCUCAUGGGAAAUGGUGUCUGGCACUUUGGGGAGACCAUGUGUACCCUCAUUACAGCCAUGGACGCCAACAGUCAGUUCACCAGCACCUACAUCCUCACCGCCAUGGCCAUUGACCGCUACAUGGCCACAGUCCACCCCAUCUCCUCCACCAAGUUCCGGAAGCCAUCUGUGGCCACUCUGGUGAUCUGCCUCCUGUGGGCCCUCUCCUUCAUCAGCAUCACUCCCGUGUGGCUCUAUGCCAGGCUCAUCCCCUUUCCGGGGGGCACGGUCGGCUGCGGCAUCCGCCUGCCCAACCCAGACACUGACCUUUACUGGUUCACCUUGUACCAGUUUUUCCUGGCCUUUGCCCUGCCCUUUGUGGUCAUCACAGCCGCAUAUGUGAGGAUCCUGCAGCGCAUGACAUCCUCGGUGGCCCCCGCCUCCCAGCGCAGCAUCCGGCUGCGGACAAAGAGGGUGACCCGCACGGCCAUCGCUAUCUGUCUGGUCUUCUUUGUGUGCUGGGCACCCUACUAUGUGCUACAGCUGACCCAGCUGUCCAUCAGCCGCCCAACCCUCACCUUCGUCUAUCUGUACAAUGCAGCCAUCAGCUUGGGCUACGCCAACAGCUGCCUCAACCCUUUUGUGUACAUCGUGCUCUGUGAGACGUUCCGCAAGCGCCUGGUCCUGUCAGUGAAGCCUGCAGCCCAGGGGCAGCUCUGCACCGUCAGCAACGCUCACACUGCUGAGGAGGAGAGGACAGAAAGCAAAGGCACCUGACAAUUCCCCUGCCACCCUGGACACCUCAAAGUCAGGACACCGCAGAAUACCACAGGGAGAGAUGCUGAGAAAAACCCAAGACUGCUUGAGGGAAUGCAGGGAGGCUGGGUGGUGACGGGUUGCUGCAACCAAGUAAAUACCUUCCAUGGGACCCACAAAUUGCUAGGGAGGCUUGGGGCCAGGUUUGGGGGCUUCAGACAUUAGAAAUCCCCUUUGUGAGGCAGGACAAGGCCUUUAGUGGGAACAGAAACCGAGUAAGAGCAAAAUUUUGGCUUGAAGGUUCAGUUGAGGUCUUCUGUUAGGUCUUCUUCCCAGGGGAAAGGAUGGAAGGACCCUUGCUGGAUUUGUUUAAAUCAGACAGGGCCACACUGCAAAGGGCCCAGAGGGGAUGGGAAGAGGCGAGGCCCAACGCUUUUUCCAGUCUCAUUGUUAUGAUGGAAGGCUGUCUUUCUCCCAAGCUGAUAGGUGAUGAAAAACAAAGCCUUCCAUCUCUCUGCGACAGCACCCUCUGUCCAUUUCCCUUUAUAGGGGAGGGAGGCAUGUUUACUAUGUGGGGUGGGGCUUUGAAGCCCCAGGAGUAGAAGCUCCAUUUGCUUAGGAGAUUCACUCACUGAGAAGGACAAGGCAACCUUGGGGGGCUGUGGGUGUGGGUCCUGAAACUAAUAAAAAUGGAGGGCAGGGUUGCAGCUGCAGGGACAUUCUCUCCAUGGGGCACAUCCACAUAUCAGCCACUAAUCCAGAGUGAGCAUCCUCAUGUUCUGCAUGUGCAGGGGUCGUGCUAGUGCCUGGUGUGUUGGCAUUAUCUUUUUGCUCUAGUCCUUCCUCUCCAAAAUUAAAAUGAA
This is a messenger RNA of Nycticebus coucang (slow loris), 2523 nucleotides long. RefSeq names its product melanin concentrating hormone receptor 1 (gene MCHR1). Gene Ontology annotation, biological process: neuropeptide signaling pathway. Gene Ontology annotation, molecular function: neuropeptide binding; melanin-concentrating hormone receptor activity. The transcript is spliced from 3 exons. Lineage: Eukaryota; Metazoa; Chordata; Mammalia; Primates; Lorisidae. The record is from RefSeq and is a predicted model, not a curated record. Gene Ontology annotation, cellular component: membrane; neuron projection. Bases 620 to 1681 code for a protein of 353 amino acids.